AAAAGCCUGUUUCGGCGGUGGAACUGAGCUGUGGUGCUGGGCCCAGCCAUGUGAUUCUGGAGCUAGGUUUGCCACUUUUGCUGGACUGCAACCUGGGGUCCAGCGACACUCCUUUCAAUGUCACCUGGUUCAAGGAUGGCCAGCUCCUGCCGCAGGCGCCGGGAGAUCGCCUGCGGUAUUUGACCAACGGAUCCCUCCUGUUGUCGCCCACUUCUGCAGACAGCCAGCCUCCCCAGAACGUAGAGGGCAGUUACAGCUGCGUGAGUGCCAGCGCCAUCGGAGCCCUGACCAGCCGGACUGUCAACGUGCUGCUUGCAAGUCUGUCCAGCUUCUCUGAGGAGCCGUCACCACAAACAGUGACCACCGGGGGUUCUGCUCGGUUUGAGUGCCAGAUUGAGGGAGUACCCACACCUGUCAUAACAUGGCAAAAAGACCAAGUGACUAUCACCGACGAUACGAGCAACAGGUUCAUUUCUCUUCCUAAUGGGGUGCUGCAGAUUCUGAAGGUGACUAAAGAGGAUGAGGGCCUCUACCGUUGUGUUGCAUCCAAUUCUGCCAGGAAGAACGUCAGCAGCGAAGCUAGACUCAUUGUCACGACAGGCUCCAUUGACAGCCCAGGCCCAGUUGUGAUUGUUGCGCCACCCCAGAAUGCCACGGUGGUGCUCGGCCAUCCUGCUGUGAUGGAGUGUGUGGCACAAGGCCAGCCAAAACCACUGGUGUCAUGGAGCAGACAAGACGGAAAGCCCAUUUCCACAGACGUGAUCGUCCUGGCAACAAACCUGGUGAUUAGGGACACGAGGCGUCACCAUGCCGGCGUCUACGUCUGCCGAGCCAACAAGCCCAAAACUAGAGAGUUUGUCUUUGCUGCUGCUGAGCUGCACGUUGCUGCCCCUCCGGUGAUUGUGCACUCCCCGGAGUCUGUGUCCCUCUCCAGGGGGAACACCGCCAGGUUUCUGUGCAACAGUUCUGGGGAGCCAUUCCCAGUGCUGCACUGGCUGAAGAACGGCCAGCCCAUUAGGUCCUUCAGGCGGAUGAAGGUGCAAAGCCCUGGGGUCCUGCUCAUCAACCAGCUGGCUCUGGAGGACGCGGGCUACUAUCAGUGCAUCGCUGAAAACGGGCUCGGGACAGCCUGCGCCACGGCCAGGCUGACGGUCAUCGUGAAGGAAGGUCUCCCCAGCCUCCCUCGCCACCUGACUGCUACGCCGCACUCCAGCACAACAGCCCUGCUCUCCUGGGAGAAACCCGAAUACAACACAGACCAAAUCAUUGCCUACUCCGUGCACUACCAAUUCACUGCAGGGUCAGAUAUUCAGGACUCUUCGUUUGCAGUUAGCAACGACACCACAGAGUAUCUCGUCAAAGAGCUCCUCCCCCAUACUGCCUACACUUUCUUUGUGGUGGCGUAUUCGCCCAUGGGAGCCAGUCCUCCAUCGCUGCCUAUAACCAUAGAGAUGCUUGAGGACGUUCCUAGCGCACCUCCUCAGCUCUCCGUCGCCAGCACGUCCCCCACUGACAUCAGGCUGGUGUGGCAGCCGCUGACUUCCCAGCACAGCCGAGGGGCCGUUACCCGCUACCGCGUCGAUUACAGUGCGCUGGAUCAGAAGGACACUGUGUUCUCAGUGGAGCUGAGAGGCAACGAGACUCAGUUCACGCUCAGGGAGCUGCGCCCAAACCAGGUUUACCGACUGAGGAUAGCAGCUGGAACCGCUGUGGGCUUCGGCGUUCCGUCUGAGUGGGUCCAGCAGCAGACAGUAGUUCGCAGCGGCCCCAGUGACAACAGCACAGUGAUUUUUGCUCCUUCUGAGCUGAAGGUCAGAACCAGAGUGACCACUCUGAAUGUGACAUGGCAACCCUCACCAAAUCACACGCUGGUUUCUGGCUACAAGCUCUCCUAUCGGGAAGCAGAAACCGACAGGUUCACCACCAGAGACAGAACGCCGCACACACACACCAUCAGGCUUCGGAAGAAGGCGAGGCAUCACCUGCUGACGGGGCUCGUUCCUGACCGGCAGUAUGAGGUGAGGGUCUGGGCAUUCGACAAGCAAAAAGAUGGAGCAGCUGCAGUGUGGAAGGGAAGGACGGAUAAGAUCCAUGGAAGACCUUCUGGGCCGUCCUCGUCUCCUCCGCUGCCGCCCAGCAGCGUCCAAGCUACGGCCAACAGCUCCACCUCCGUCUGGCUCCGAUGGGAGAAACCUCGGUUCAUCAACGUGCGCAUCAUCAACUACACAGUGCGCUGCAGCCCAGCAGGAACCACCAACGCCUCUCUGGUCUCUUAUUACACCAGUUCUUCUUUGGAGAUCCUGCUCAGGGGACUGAGGCCUUUUACCCACUAUGAACUGGCAGUGCGGUCUAAUGGAGUGAACAUUGCAGGACCCUUCAGCAGCACCGUGGUGGAGGCCACCCUGCCUGACCGGCCGUCCACACCACCUGAGGAGCUGCAGCUGAGAGCUCUGAACUCCUCGUCUGUGCUGGUGAGCUGGCGCCCUCCGCUGGAGCCAAAUGGCAUCAUCGUCAGCUACAGGAUCUUGUACACCGUCAACCUGAGCGAGCCUGAAGACGAGUGGAGGAAUCUCUCUGAGGAUGGGGGCAUCUUUAGUGUGGAGGUCCGCGGUUUGUCAGGGGGAACUCGGUACUUCUUUAAAGUGGGAGCUUCCACAAAAGUGGGAUCAGGGCCUUUUUCACCCGUUGUGGAUAUUCAGACUCCGCUGCCCACGUACGAGCUGGACAUUCAUGCAGUCACAGGCAUCAUAGUCGGUGUUUGCUUGGGACUUAUUUGUAUCCUCCUCUGUAUGUGUUUCAGCUUUCGAAACAGCAAACCCAGAGAGCUGUCUGGAGGCCUGAGCUCCACAGCCGUGACUCCUCAGUGCAGGAAAGGCGGCUGCCCUGCUCCAGCCAGUGGGCCCGAGUGCAGCGAUAGCCACGAACUGGAGACGCUGAUGCCUUCAGGCACCCAGGAGUCGGGUCAGCAGCCGACAAAAGACCCGGAGGAACAGAGUCUGAUGAUUGCUUGGAAUGGCUCUGUGAGUCAUAACUGGGUCAACAGGAUCACACGAUACAGAGACACCAUAACAGACGAGUCUCCAGCGCUGAUUAAUGGAGCGCUCAGCAUGUUCAUUACUGCGACCGGCAUGGAAACAGAUGAUCAUCUCUCCACGUCUCUGUGCAGUAACCAGGUGGAGGCAGAAGUCAUUGUGCACUCUGAGUUGUCAGACCCCAGUGGGAGGGAGAAGGAGGAGGGCAGCGAGCGGGAUUCUAACGCCACCCGGGGGCCGUCGUUAUCAGAGGACCUGUAUUCCCCUCUGAGUCGGCCGAGUUCACCGAGAGAAGAGGUGGAGCACCUCCAAAACCUUUCGGCAGCUGAAAGUCCCCCGAGUCUUCCCUCAAGAACAUUGACGGCUCGUCACAGUGAGGAGGCAGAAGGCACCAGGCGACAGCAGAAUGGCGACAGGGAGCCUCAGCCGGACACACGCCUCACCAAUGGUUUCCACUCUCCUAAGACUCCGAGGCCGAUGCUGAAACCUGAGCAUCUGGAAAUGGAGGACUCCAGACACUGCCCGUCCGCUGCAGGGAAGGCUAUCUCUGCCGGACUACCUUCUGCACCCUUCGUCAGCCCCGGCUUUGUGCACUCUACCUCAGCUGCUCACAUAUAUCUGUGCCCUUAACUUUCAUCCACGCAGGGACAUUUCAGACUGUUUUUUUUUUGUUGUUUUUUCUUUUUCCAGGAAGAAUCCAUGAAAAAAAAAUAUUUUUAUGUACAUUAUCACUGGAAUUCUUUCUCUUCCUUGCAUAGUUUUAUAGGUACUUUGAAUCCAUCAUUUCACAUAUGUGUAUACAUAAGAAGUGUUUUCUUUCUUUUUUUUUGUAGAGGUCCAGAACUGUUUCAGGUUCUACAUCUUUGUGGAUUCUUUCCAGAUCACAAAAAGAAGAUGAGAAAGUUUGAAUACAAGUAGAGCAGAAGCUGAGUGAAGUCGCCCCCCCACCCCAACUUCUUCAAAUCAGACAAAACUGGUGUCCAUCAACUCGACUACAUUUGUGCUGGUUUGUGCAGCUAAAGUUUUUGUUUAUGCUGCUUUGGCUUUGAAGAUAUUAAUGAAAGUUUAAAGGUCAAAAGGUCAACCAGCUCCUCUUCUCCCCUACUUUUACUAAAUCAAAAUAAAAUUAAACUUUCAUUAAUAUCUUCAAAGCCAAAGCAGCACAAACAAAAGUCUUUGCAAACCAGCACAAAUGUAGUCGAGUUGAUUGACACAAUUUGAAGAAAGGGGAGGUGCAGGUGCUAGUUGACCUUUCGUGACCCCUGGAAACAUUUCUUAAUAUCUUUAAAAUGAUAUCGGCACAAAUGAUAAUUUUUGCUGCACAAACGUUUGAGGUGGGGGUCAACUUCACUCAGGUCAGAGCAGAAGGGAGUGAAUUAUAGAUGGGCACUUCCUGUUGUUGGCGUUCCACUCGGGGAGGACAUUACAACAGGAAGUGAUGUAGUAAUUGGACGGGGUUUCAUCAGCUGUGUCAGGGUGUGUUGCUUCAUUGAUAUCCCCACAAUGUGUCGUUGAGAAAUGAGCCUUAAAGAGUAUUCACUAAUGUCAGAGUGCAGAACACCCACAUCCUGUAGACUCAGGGUCCAAACACUCACACAGGGAUUCUAGCUAGCGCUGGUCCUGUGUACCGUAUACAAACAUUUCCUGAGUGGAGAGUGGAGGGUACCGGGGGGGGGGAGAUUCUUUGGUGCUUUAAUAUUUUAGUUGCAUUUAUAACCUGUGUAUAUUUUCUAUUCGGUGCAAGUACAAACCAUGUCAGAGUGAAGUGAACAAGGUUCGGUAGAUGUGGAGCCACAUGUCCAUUUGGGAGAGUGGGGGGGGAACUAGGUUUUUUUUACUAGUUAUCAGAGGGGCUAUCUUGUGUUAACAUCAGAGUACCUCAAUGUUGACAACGGUUGCAUUUAAGCUGGAGGGAAAACAAAGGGGAGAUUUCACAGCAAUCCAUGCAGACCACCCUCCUGAUUUAGCUCGGCAGGGAUGCACCUCUGUCCAUACUGAUGUCAGAACGCUGUUACACAAAAAGUAAAACUCUUCCAACGAGGCUGGUUGAUGGCUUAAAAAGUGUUUGCCCCUUUGCAGAUUUUUUUUUUUUGUUUGUCUUGCUUUUGUUUUUUUGUCAUAUUUAAAUGUUUCAGAUGACCAAAUUUAAUGUAGUGUGUUCACUACAAAAUCGUAGUGAAUACAAAAGGCUUUUUUUUAAUUUUUUUAAAUUAAAAUUUAGUGAAAGUCAAUUUAGCUCUUUUGGAGGGUUUUCGAACAUGAACAACGUGUUUAAGGUCACACAGCAGGAUCUGUGAAUACGACACGUGUGAUGUUACUUAAACCAAAUGCUGUUUUAGUUUUAUGUCAGACAUACUAGGAAGCUCAUCCUCCAGAACUGUCCAGAGUUUUUCCAUCUGUUCCAAAAUGUUUUUUUUUUUCUUUCCUGAGAAUGGGGUUGUAAGUUUGAAUUCCUUUUGAUCAGCAUAUGAUAUGAAACUCUUACAUGAAUUCAAAUUUCACCUGGUUUUUCUUAUUGUUGGAAGACAAAGAUCCACCUUAACUCCUGCGGAGGUUUGCCACCGUUUCAUGUUUUGUCCAUUUUGUGGAUAAUGGCUCUGACUAGGGAACAAAAGCCUCAGAAAUGGCCUUGUAACUCCAACCAGACUGAUGGUUGUCAGUCUGGUUGUAAGUUACUCAGUCAGUAACUUUGCAAUCUGUUCUUGAAUUUAUUCAGGCAGGAUUUGUUUUUAAAACCAUUUAUCCUACUUCACGUUGUGGGACAGGUUCUGUUUGACUGAUCUUUUGGUUCUUCUAGCUUUAAUUUGGCCUGUUAAAGGCCAGACGAUACAUAAUAACAAUAAUAGUUCAAACUUAAGUAGUGCUUUUUAGGAAACUCAGAGACGCUUAACUCAUGACUUUACAAGGAGGGCGGGUUGUAAUGGAUAACUGUCCCCCUCUGAAUAAAAGGAUUUGUCAUUUGAAAACUCCUCUUUAGAUUAUGUGCAAUUGAUUUGGUAAUCUGAAACAUGCAAGACUGACAAAAAGGUAAGAAAAAAAAGACAUCUAUAAGGGAGCUAAUAUUUUUUUUAGAGCAAAAUCUAUGGAAAAAUGACCCCAGUUUUUGUAUUUAUGCUCAUGUGAUUUUGAAUAAAAACAUGUUGAAAAUAUUUCUUGUAUUUUCGGUCCGAUUCAUUUUGAUGUCAUUAUUGGUCGGAGCAGUGUUCACAAGGACUGGUGCAUCCCUCUUUUCUUUUUUUGUUUUGUCUCAACGUCACUACCUCAUUUCUUUUCUGAAGGGUUGUUCUGCUUGUUUUACCCUUAACUGGCGCCUUUAUACGACAAUUUUUCUAAACUCGUCUGACUCUCGGUGCAAACAGAAAGCAUCGGACGGCGACUCUGCGGUCGUGCUUUUAUAUCGAAACAAGGAAUGUAUGCCCUUUAGCCAUUUGUGGAUUUUGUCUCUCUGUGUAAAAGUUCCCUGUUGCAUUUUCUGUGCUCAACCAAAAGCCUUCGUACUCGGUGGAUACUUCGUCAGACCUGAAUGUUUGCUUCAGACGUUUUCGUGGAUGUGGGCAUGAGAUGUUUGUGAGUUUUUGACAGUUCUGCAGCUCAACACGUCAAUAGCUGCAGCUGGUGUCAUUGUUUUCUGUCUUCUGUAUCACAGCUUUCAGCUGCUUCCAUUCUGCCCUUUAUUAUAAAUAGACUUUCUGAAGGCUAGAAAUUGUAUGAUUUGAUUUGAGAGAUCUUUUUUUUUUUUUUUUUUUAUACUUGUGAUGGAAAGAAGGUGGAAACUUUGGUUUGUACAACUGUAAAUAGAUAUUAUAACUUACCAUCUGUAAUUCUUAUACAAAAAGGAUACAAUAAGUUUGUAUACUUUUUUUUGGUAACACAAGUUGCUUAGUAACAAGUAUGACCUUCUAAAUUAAAACUUGGAAAUCUGUAACAGUCCACACAGGUCCUUACAAAAAUAUUCCGUCUUUUCACUUUUUGACACUUUACAGCCACACACACUUCAGUGUGUUGACCUUGGAAAAAUGAACAGUCAACACUAGUGUAAUUAUAUAAAUUAAGUGGAAAGACAAAUGAUUAAAAAGGGGGUCUUUUUACCAACAAAAUGUGAAAAAAGGGCAUGUGCUCGUAUUCAGUACCCUUUAAUCUGAUGCCACAAAAUAAAGUAUACUUGUGGCGUUCCACAAGGAUGAGUACUGGGACCACAUCUGGUCGUUUUGCACAUAAUUGAUUUUCACAGAUUAUAUGACAUCCUGAUAAAAUAUAGCCACUGAUUUCCUUCAGAAGUUAACAAAUUAGUGAAUUGUCCAUGUGUGAACUUUAAUUUUGUAUAAAUCCAGUUGUUCGGUGAAGAAAAUGACUCGAGGUCAGAGAGAAAAUUGUGGAGAAGUUUAGGUUUGCCGUUUUUAGUCAUAGAACUUUAAAAACAAAACAAAAAAAAACUAAUUGAAAUUUGUAGUGUGCCAAUUUCUGCUGCUGUGUCACGUAAAAUCCCAAUUAAAUAUGGUGAAGUUUGUGGCUGUAACGUGGCAGAAUGUGAGAAAGUUCAAGUUAUUGCUUGUCUUCUUUCCAAUGGUUUUCUAAUUAAGCCAGACCCAAGCUUCCCUUUCUUUCCUUUCUCUGUUUCUGCACGUUUCUGUGCAGCUGUGACAGUCUAACAAGCUCAACCCAAAUUAUUACAUGUUCCAGAAGCACCUCAGCGUGUUUCCAUCAGCAAAACACUGUUUCCUCUAACACCUAACCUUUGUCAUCUCAGAUACAGCGUUAGUACAUUUCGAAGAAGUCUAUUCUUUUAUUUCUUGCUUUCCAGUGUAUAUUUGUGAUUGUGUUUUAUUUUCUCUGUAGUUAAUUUAUCGACAGAAAUGAAUGUUCUCGAGUGAUUAAUUGCAACGUGCAGGAGUGAGGGGAUCAUUUAUAUAUAUAUAUAUAUAUAUAUAUAUAUGAACUCACGGAAAUACUGCUGCAAUUGAACAAAUUGAAGUGCCAAGCCAGUUUCAUUUGCAGCCGAUCUUUGAUGUCACGGCAGAUUUGCAUCACUGGCUAACUAAAAAGUCAGCUGUGAACAAAUUGACAGGAGGCGGGCGGGGUGGGGGGUUGUAGCGUGUCGACAGCAAUAUGCCUCGUGUUAUGAUGAUGUGCUCUGUCUGAAAGCUAAGGCAAACCAGUGGAGCCGUGCUUGUGUCGUAUCGCCCUUGGAGAUUUCUGAAUCCUGUAAAAUCAUCCUAAAAAGACUGAAUAUCUCAAAACCAUUCCAGCAUUACUCUCAGCCGUGAUUCGUCAUGGUAAAUUAGCAAAGGUGCUAAAAGUUCCUAUUUUAUGUUGUUGAAGGAACAUGAAUUCACUCCCCUUCUUCCCUCAGUGUAUUUUGAGCAAGUUUAGUCCCUGUAGUCGGGACUUUGACUAAAUGCUUUACAUAGAGAACUUGUUGAGCAUGUUCUCCCCGACUCAGACAUUUUCAGUCUGUUUCUUGACUUGCAACAGCCUUUAUUAUCAGAGGUAAAUAUUCCAAACUGCUCCUGCGGUUGCUUUUGUGUACGUUUCUUUCCCAUCAACAAAUGUAAACUGGCAAUAAAAAAAAUAAAAAAACCCCAGCUUGGUUACAAAGAAUAGAUUUCCUUGGCAGAAUUUCACAAAAUGCUUUUUAAAAGUGACACUGAAGACAAAACUAUGAAUUUUGAGUUAAUGAGUUCAGCAGAAGAGGUAGAAAGUAUUGAAUGGAUCAAGUGGAAAUUGUAAAAAUGUGACUUUUUUUUUUUUAAUCAUUGAUCUGGUUGUAAUGAACCCCAAACUAUGAUGGAUCCAGCUGUGAACAGCAAAUAUGAAUUCUUAACUUUAACUUCCAGGAACCUGUUAAUAUUUCAUUUUCUGUGUUGCCCUCUGACUUGCCUCUUGUUUUUGUUCAACAAUCCAAAUCUAAUGUGAAUUUGGCCAAUUUGACAGAAAAACAUCUGUCCAGCAGCUCAAUUAAUCAUUUUAAAAGU
Molecule: messenger RNA, 9004 nt
Organism: Poecilia latipinna (sailfin molly)
Lineage: Eukaryota; Metazoa; Chordata; Actinopteri; Cyprinodontiformes; Poeciliidae
Gene: igdcc4
Product: immunoglobulin superfamily, DCC subclass, member 4
Exons: 19
Molecular function (GO): protein binding
Source: RefSeq, a predicted model, not a curated record